Colletotrichum acutatum is the source of this 1295-nucleotide messenger RNA. RefSeq lists its product as uncharacterized. The transcript has a single exon. The record is from RefSeq and is a predicted model, not a curated record. Lineage: Eukaryota; Fungi; Ascomycota; Sordariomycetes; Glomerellales; Glomerellaceae. The coding region runs from base 181 to 1110 and encodes 309 amino acids.
UGGCGUUAUGUCAGGUAGAAUUAAAAACCGGGCAUACCGCAAUUCUGGUGUAACAUUUACAUUUAGGGCUGCGGUGUAUUAAACCGACGCCACUUGGUUCUGUCGGCGAUUGGGGAACUUGGCUCAUGCACCCAAGAAUCCUUCAGCAAUUCUUCAGCAACAAGCGAACAAAUCCACACCAUGCGCGUGGUCGUCUUCGGCGCAACAGGCGGACAGGGCAUCGCCCAAAUCUCAGCCCUCAAGGCUGCAAAUCACGAUCCGAUCGCUGUGAGCCGGCAACCCCGCACUACCUCGCCGCCCGUUGAGACCCGUAUCGCAGAGCUCACCGACCGGUCCGCCGUCCGUGCUGCUCUGUCCGGCGCAGAAGCCGUGUUAUUGAACUUGCCUUCCUUUCAGCCAGCUGAUUUUCUUUAUGCUGCCGCAAAGACCAUUGGCGCAGAGGCCGCUGCGCAGUCGUCGACUCUGAAGAUCAUUGUGUUCAACACGAGCUUUCCUGUCCCCGAGAAGAAUGUCGGCAUUGAAGCUCAGGAGCAUCGCCGGGAGACACGCCGGAUUUUGCGGGACGAGGUCAAAGGCAGUGGCGUAGCAUUCGUAUCGAUUCAACCCGGCGUUUUCCUUGAUAACCUACUGGAAGGCUGGGCUUUGCCGCGCCUUCGGGACGAGGGGCGCAUAGUCUACUGCCACAAACCCGACCUCGAGGUGUCGUGGAUUUCUCUUGAUAAUCUGGCGCUCCUAAUGGUCGCAGCCUUGGCACGAGACCCGGCGGAGCUCGACGGAAGGAACAUAAUCGUCGGUGGGCCGGAGACGGUGAAACUCUCUCAACUUGCCGAGAAGUUGGGCCGUGCGUGGGGCCGAAAGGUUGGGUUUGAGAAUCAGACGGUGGACCAAUUCUCUGAGGAGAUGGCUGCGGCAUUGAAGUCUCAGAUGCAAUCCGGUAAAGAGUUGGAAGUCGUCGUGGACGAGACGAGAAGGGCUUACACGUGGUACAAUGAUGCCGAGGAGAAGCCCUUCAAGGUGAAUAUGGCGCCCGUGUUGGAGGAGCUGAAGGUUAGCUUGACGGGGAUUGAGGACUGGGGGAGACUCAAGGGCUGCCCCAUACAGAUCAAAUAAAACCCACGAUGUGCUCACUGUCGGAACAAUGAAGAAGAAAAAUAGUGUUUCGCGAAGCCAGCGUGGCGUCAAGUUCUUUCAAAGUAUCCGAAAUAGCUCGUCCUCUUGGUGCCAGACCUAUGGUUGAAAUCUUCGAGGAAAAGACAUGAUUUACACCAACCUCGCCAUUCAAGAGAGUAAAUCCA